Staurois parvus is the source of this 798-nucleotide messenger RNA. The record is from the annotation of a GenBank genome assembly. NCBI's taxonomy places the organism in Eukaryota, Metazoa, Chordata, Amphibia, Anura, Ranidae.
AUGGAACUUUCUACAGAAUGUGGAGACGACACGCUGAAGCUCAUCGAGAAGAACGGACUGGCCUUCCCCUUUAUCUGCAAGACCAGAGUAGCCCAUGGCACCAAUUCCCACGAGAUGGCGAUCAUAUUCAAUCCGGAGGGUCUUCGGAGGAUAGAGCCCCCCUGCGUCAUCCAGAGUUUCAUCAGCCAUAACGCCGUACUUUACAAAGUCUUCGUUGUGGGCGAUUCGUACACCGUUGUGCAGCGGCCAUCCUUGAAAAACUUUUCUCCGGGAUCAUCAGACAGAGAAUCCAUAUUCUUCAACAGCCACAACGUGUCGAAGCCGGAGUCCUCGUCGGUACUGACGGAGCUGGACAAAGUAGAAGGCGUAUUUGAGCGGCCCAGUGAUGACGUCAUUUGCGCCAUUUCCAAAGCGCUGCGGCAAGCUCUGGGGAUCUCACUGUUCGGCAUCGAUAUCAUUAUCAACAACAAGACGGGCCAGCAUGCGGUCAUCGACAUCAAUGCAUUCCCAGGAUACGAAGGCGUUCCGGAGUUUUUUGGGGACCUUUUGAACCACAUCACUGCCCUCCUUCAGCGCCCGGAACCGAAUGCCAAUAAACCUCAGCCAGAGCAGACCAGCGGGAUCCUGGGAGAUCGCCUGUGCUGCACCCCUGCUAGACUAGAGCCCUGGGGGGUGGAGAAUGACGCCAAUGGAGCUGUCAAGCUGCAAAGCCAGAGACUAGCGUGUAACUCUGCCGUAUCCACCAGCUUCCAGCAGCACUGCGUGGCGUCUUUGGCGACCAAAGCUUCGUCUCAAUAA